UAGCGGUACUAUACAAUAAAAAUGCCAUGCGCUCUGCCUGCCACCUCAAGUCGAUUGCAAGACUUUCUGUUAAGUUCUGUUGUAGUGUCGGGUUGCUUUUUUGUGCGCAGGACUUCGGUGGACUGUGCUCAUACUUUGAAGAAAUGACAUAGGUCAUUAUUGCAAUGGGCAAAUCCUGCUGCGUAGUCUGGGCUUUCUCCCUCACUUAGCUAACUUUCGUCUGGGUCGUGCGAUUGACCCCGAAGAAUGCGUGAGCCAUAAAUUAAAUAAAGCUCCCAUUCUCAAGUGGAUCAAUUUCUUUGAGAACGCGCGAAGUGCAUUUCUAUCACACCACGGACAAACCUGCAACCGAACAAAGGCAUCUGAAGUCAGAUUCAUGUUUCCCAGAUUUGUCAUCCAGUGAGAGAUUAAUGCAGGGACAAAGAUAAAAAAAUAUAUUGCGAUGUCGUCCAAAAACUCUCCAAUGUCCCCAAGCUCCGAAAGCGAAGGCGGGCGGAGGGGUCAAGAAUCAGAGAGCUGGGACAACGAGGAAAGAGAAAGCAGAAUGGAUCACCCCGGCGACAUGCCCCCCACGCCACCACCGUUGCGCAAUCAGUCGCCUGCCGAGGAGCCCCAGCCAAUCAGUAGCAGCCGACAGCAAGAGCCUGACCUGGACGCACCUGGAGCUGGCCCCGCACAGCAGGACUCAGAGGGCAACAAGAUGAGUGCCCUGUACUCCCACCUGAACAACUCGAAUGUCUCGUCCCCACACAAGGAGGAGCGUGCAGACCCCCUGAGCGCCUCCGCCUUCGGGAUGCUGGAGCGCCGCAAGGGCAGCCUGGCCGACGUGGUGGACACCCUCAAGCAGAAGAAGAUGGAGGAGAUGACAAAGACCGAGCAAGACGAAACAAGUUGCAUGGACAGACUUCUGUCAAAGGACUGGAAGGAGAGAAUGGAAAGGUUGAAUGCUAGUGAGCUUCUUGGAGAGAUCAAAGGUACACCAGAGAGCCUGAAGGAGAAAGAGCGUCAGCUGUCCACCAUGAUCACCCAGCUGAUCAGCCUGCGAGAGCAACUCUUGGCCGCCCAUGACGAGCAGAAGAAGAUGGCCGCCUCUCAGAUGGAGAAGCAGCGGCAGCAGAUGGAACUGGCUCGCCAGCAGCAGGACCAGAUUACAAGGCAACAGCAGCAGCUCCUGCAGCAGCAACACAAGAUAAAUGUUCUCCAGCAGCAGAUUCAGGUCCAGGGUCACAUGCCGCCUCUCAUGAUCCCCAUCUUCCCUCACGACCAGCGCUCCCUCGCCGCCGCCACGGCCGCCCAGCAGAGCUUCCUCUUCCCCCCAGGCCUCUCCUACAAGCCAGGUGAUAACUACCCCAUGCAGUUCAUUCCAUCCACCAUGGCGGCAGCUGCAGCGUCAGGCCUGAGCCCAUUACAGCUACAGCAGUUGUAUGCGGCCCAGUUGGCCAGCAUGCAGCUCUCCCCCGGUGCCAAGAUGUCCACCCUCCCUCAGCCAGCCGUGGCCAACACCUCAGGCUCUCUCUCCCCCACCGGCCUCAAGAGCGACAAGAGAUCCUCCAGCCCUCAGAUACACAUGAAGGAUGAGGGCACCCAGCCUCUGAACCUGUCAGCUCGGCCCAAGAGCAUGGAGGCCCUGCGCUCCCCCUCGUCCCCCACACACAGCUUGUUCCCGGGCAACAAGACAAGCCCCAACAGCCUGGGCAAAGGAGGCAUCCCCAGCCCCAUCCCCAACAUGAGCCGCGGAUCCUCACUCGACAUCUUGUCCAGCCUGAACUCCACGGCGCUGUUUGGGGACCAGGAUGCGGUGAUGAAGGCCAUCCAGGAGGCCAGGAAGAUGAGGGAGAGGAUGCAGCGGGAGCAGCUGCAGCAGCAACACAGCCUUGACGCCAAGCUGAACAGCCUCAGCGGCAUGAGCCUCCACAACGGCAGCCAGGCGCGUGCCCACUUUGAGAGCUUGGGUCAACAUCUGGGUAAACUGGGGGAGGAGAUGAAGAUGGGACACAGAGUCAUCGACCUCACCAGACCCGAGGACCUGGAGGGGGGCGCUGGGACGGUGGAGGCGCGGGUGUUCCGCGAGGCCCGUGGGAGGCACAGCAACGAGCCCCACAUCAAGCGGCCCAUGAACGCCUUCAUGGUCUGGGCCAAGGACGAGAGGCGCAAGAUCCUCCAGGCCUUCCCUGACAUGCACAACUCCAACAUCAGCAAGAUCCUGGGCUCUCGCUGGAAAGCCAUGUCCAACCAGGAGAAGCAGCCCUACUAUGAGGAGCAGGCUCGCCUCAGCAAGAUCCACCUGGAGAAGUACCCCAACUACAAGUACAAGCCGCGGCCCAAGAGGACCUGCAUCAUCGACGGCAAGAAGCUGCGCAUCAGCGAAUACAAGCAGAUGAUGCGCUCAAGACGACAGGAGAUGAGGCAGUUUUUUAACAUGGGGCCUCAAACCCACGAGAUGCCUGUCAACUCGAGUCCAGCUGCGCUAUAUCCAGGUAACAUCGCCAUGCCGCCAACCCCGCCACCGCCUCACAUGACGUCGGACUGCUCCAGCGCCUCGGCCAGCCCCGACCCGGCUAUCCCUGUCAUCCAGAGCACCUACGGGGUGAAGCUGGAGCCGAGCAGCCUGGGGGCGGCCGCAGAGACCAUCAACGGGGGGGAGGACGACAUGGACAUGUACGACGACUUUGAGAACGAGGCCAAAUCAGACUACAGCAGUGACACGGAGACGCGGGAGCAAGUCGCCGCCAACUGAGAUUCAUGCUGGAAGUUCGAUCCGAUCCUGAGCUUGGCUUUGCUUGGCUGGGUGUGCAACCUCAAACACAUAAAAAACCCACAUUAACGCGCAACACUUAAAGGGUCAGAUGGGCCUGGAUAGAGCAUGGAAGUGAAUUGAGAUAAGAAGAGGAGCUUGAUUGGGUUGGAUUUUGGUCCUAGACUGUUCUGGGAUUUUCUCACCAACCAACCGAAACAGAGGACAAAGCCAGCGUCCCACUCCCCAGCACCCCACCCCCUAGUGCCCCUCUUACCCUAAUGACACUCACCUCACCUGUCAAGCACAAGUCACCAUCUAAGCAUUAAGCUUUGUGUCACCUAGCCAUUGAAUUCAGUGGUGUCUGUGAAGAUUCUCAUUCAUCCAGGUUGUGCAAGCCAAGGGAGCUAUGUGCUAUUAAUCCGGAGCUCUUUUUGCAGCUUGAAGAUGUUUCAACUGUCAUCUAAAGGGAAACUUUCAGAAUGGAAGAAUCCUUUUUGGGUGAAAGGUGAAAUCUUCAACCUCUAAAAGCUCUCAAGGUUGUUGGUGCAACCUAGCUCCUUUGGUGUUUGUCUUAAGUGGCGCCAUCUAGGCGUCAAGUCAACACUUGGUCCAGGUUUUCAGGAGUAUGUCUUAAAUGGGCUGAUUCACACGUCCCAAAUAUAGUUACCAAUAUGACCAAACUUAUUGAGCCAGAGGGGAGGUAGACCUCUACAAGAUUAGCCAGUCACAUCUCCAUAAGUGAAGAUGAUCAUAUAUAUCAUGAAAACAUAUCAGUGAAGGACACACCUGGCCAAGAAAGACCUGCCAUGUAUUUGCUCAGCUUUGCCACUACUCUUCACGCCGUUGAUUACAUGAUUUAGCUUAUCCACUUAGCUUAAGAGUUACGCUUAUCAGGGUCAUAUGCUUCAGUGGCUUCGUUGGAAUAAAUAUGUGGCAGGACUUUUACUUUCUGCAGCUGGGCUGUCAUGUUCACCUCUUGAAAUCUGUAUGUACACAAACAUGAUUCAGUUCCUCGCUCCGGGGUACACAAGUACGGUGCAAAGUUGCAUAGUAACAAAGAUUCUAGAGUGCUUUGUUUUAGAGGUUUUGCAUAAUACUAUGGUAGGAAAAAAGUUGUUUGAGAAACAGACCCUUGGAGGAUUCAUGGAACCCAGAGUCUCCAAUGCUCCUAUGUGUGUGCUUAGACGUGGGCAAACUCAGGCCCGGGGCCCGCAUGCGGCCCGCUGAGCCAUCUCAUCUGGCCCGCAGAGCCUUUUUAAGACAGACAACUUUAAAAUCCAAAUUCAUAUAGUCACUCAACAUUUUUGAAAUGGCUACUUAAAACAUCAUGGUACACAGGUACAUGAAAAUACAUUUCAUUAUAAUGUGCAGGAACGGCAAAGCUGACAAGUUUUGUCAGCAUACACUAUUUUGUAUCAUUGAGACAGGCAAGUUGGCAGCGACGUCUGGCCCUUCUGUCAAUAUUCUAUACCCAAGUUGGCCCUUGGGUCAAAAUAAUUGCCCACCCCGGGCUUAGGGCAUGAGGCUACCUAGUCAGCUCCUCUGAGCCCUCUCCUGCUCUGGCUCUGACCAUCACUAGUUUAUCAAGCUCAUCGUCUCUCAGGGGCUCCUACUUCUGACUGGUCCCAAGUCAGAAUCAGGGCGAAGAGACGACACUUUUCAGCUAACAAACUUGUAUUUUUUGUUUGUGUUUUUUUUCUUAAAGAUUGCAUGCAUCUGAGGCUAUUAGUCUUAAUCUGUUUGUUGGUCUUAAGACAUUUCUCAAUGUGUGAAGUUAGGUUGUUUUUAAUUUUAUUUAAUCCUUUUCAUGUACAUAUAUAUUUUUUGUUCUUUUUUUGCCUCAUGGACACUUUUCAUAAUCAAGUCGUAGCCUAUUAAAACCUUGUACUGUCAGGACUUGAAACUUAAAUCAUAGUAUUUAAAAAUAAUAAAAGUAUUGCUUUUUCAGUCUAAAAAAAUUACUCAUGCUCCCCAUUGACCUCUAAUAUUAAUGUUAUGCAAUGGGGGUUCCUUUGCUCACUCAGGAAUGUUGUGCCAGCUUGUGAAUGUGUUUUGAAAUGAACUAUUUAAAAAGCAAGGGGAGGAUGGGGAAAUUAGGUUACUUAUAUUAGGUUGACGUUCAGUUCAAUCCCAUUUGUUUUCAUUAUGUUUUUCAUUAUUAUUAUUAUUAUUAUUAUUAUUAUUGUUAAAGAUUUGUUAUGGUGCCAAGAACAGUAUGGUGGGGAAAGAAAAUGAUAUGAUUUAUUAUUUGUGACGGCAUUGAACAGCACAAUCGCCUAAUGAAAUUCCAGCCUAAUUUCUCAGGAUUGUUGCCAGUUUUCUUUUUUCUCUGUGAUGGCUGCAUGGUAGGAGGGCAAUGCCUUACAGUCAUAUCAUGUGAUCCGCAUGGUGUCGUCAUGGUGUCCCAUCAGAGGUUCAGAUCUUGAGGCCAGGGGGACACAGUUGCAGUAUGUCAACACCAUAUUCUUAGAAAUAUAAAGUCUUAAACCAAAUGCAACCAUUUAAGAGGAAUUUAUACGUGGUGCAUAAAGAAGGCAGCAUAUCGAUGGCUGUGCUGUCAUAUUCCCCCAAACACUGCAGGAAAACAUAUCAUAAACUAAAAUAUUACAACAUUAGAACGGUUUAGAAAAAUGGCUAUGUGCAAGUGCAGUAGUUCCUGAGUUUUCGUUGGUUGCAUCUUCUCCAAAAAUAACAUCAGUGAUGGUCAUUCAGAAGGAUGUGUAUAAUCAUCCGUACCUUUCAUCUGUUUUGAAGUGAUUUGGACUGAAAUGACUGGAUUUUAAUCAGGCUACUUUGCUGCCAAAUGUCAUGCAGUAUGUGUGUGAUGGGUGGCAGGCCGUGACAUGGAGGACUUUGCUUCUGGCCAUAGUUUUCAUAGUCUUAAUAUUUUCUACUUUUUUGGAGGGAGGGAGGGAGGGGGGUA
Messenger RNA from Engraulis encrasicolus (European anchovy), 5660 nucleotides. Its product is annotated as transcription factor Sox-6-like. The record is from RefSeq and is a predicted model, not a curated record. The coding region runs from base 443 to 2737 and encodes 764 amino acids. NCBI's taxonomy places the organism in Eukaryota, Metazoa, Chordata, Actinopteri, Clupeiformes, Engraulidae. Gene Ontology annotation, biological process: regulation of transcription by RNA polymerase II; central nervous system development; cell fate commitment. Gene Ontology annotation, molecular function: DNA-binding transcription factor activity, RNA polymerase II-specific; RNA polymerase II cis-regulatory region sequence-specific DNA binding. The transcript has 16 exons. Gene Ontology annotation, cellular component: nucleus.